GCAUCACCGAGCCACCAAUGGCGACGAGGCCGGGCGGCGAGGCCGCGCAGCCCCCUCCGAAGCGCCCCCGCCACCACGGCGACCACGCCGGGCCGCAGCCGGCGCGCGUGCAGCUCAACCCGGCAGACUGCAACCUCGACUUCGACGUCGGCGCCGGCGGGCUGCGGGGGGAGGCGCUGCACGGGGGCGGGUUCGCCUACUGCUGGUCGGGCGCGCGCGCGACGGCCGGGGUCCGGCGCGGCGGGCGGUACUGCUUCGGGUGCAGGGUGGUGGCGGAGCAGGCCGUGGAGAUGGACGACACGGAGGCCGGCCAGCGGCACCUCUGCCGCGUCGGCGUCUCCAGGGGGGACGACCCCGUGGGCGGCCUCGGGGAGGGCGGCGGCCACAGCUUCGGGUUCGGGGGCACGGGGAAGCUCUCCCACCAGGGUAGGUUCUUCGAUUACGGCGCAAGGUUCGGGGUCGGGGACACCAUCGUCUGCGCCGUGGACCUCGAUUCCAAGCCCAUGGCCUCGAUUGGGUUCGCCAAGAACGGGGAAUGGCUUGGCAUUGCCAAGUAUUUUGAUGCCAGCCACAAGGGGCUUGGUUUGGUUGAUGCUCCUGUGAGGCCGAUGCAGUGGGAGUCGGCAAUCUUUCCGCAUGUGCUGCUGAAGAAUGUCGUCGUCGAGAUGCAGUUUAGCAGGGAGGACGGGCUGGAGCCGGUCGAUGGCUACGAGCCCUGGACCUCGGCUUUCGCAGAUGGCAAUGUGGUGUUUGGGCCUGUGUUUGAUGAACAGAAGGAAUGUGAGGUUAUGAUGAUGGUUGGCCUCCCGGCUUCGGGGAAAUCUACUUGGGCAGAGAAGCAGGUCAGGGAACAUCCGGAGAAACGCUUCGUCCUUCUUGGGACUAACCUUGCAUUGGACCAAAUGAAGGUGCCAGGAUUGCUUCGUAAGAACAACUACGGUGAGCGCUUUGACCGUUUGAUGGAUCAUGCCACACAGAUUUUCAAUACAUUGCUGGACAGAGCCGCAAAGAUCCCCCGCAAUUACAUUCUCGACCAAACAAAUGUGUACAAAAGCGCCCGUAUUCGCAAGCUGAGGCCAUUUGCAAACUACUAUAAAAUUGCUGUGGUUGUUUUCCCAUCGCCAAAUGAACUCAAUUCCCGGGCAGCAAAGCGAUCCAAGGAGAUGGGGAAGGAUGUACCAGCUGAAGCAGUUGACCAGAUGACAGCCAAUUUUGUCUUGCCACUGUCGAAGGACAUGCCUGGUUCAAAGGAGCCUUUCGAUGAGGUGAUUUUUGUGGAGCUUUCCAGGGAUGAGGCCCAGAGAAACCUAGACGAGAUGAAACGUUUGCUGCCAAGAUCCUCAACUCCCAGCCAUGGCAAUUUCAGUAACCAGAUGGUUAGCUCAGCAUAUACCAGGACUGUUUAUGUGGCAGGACCAUCUCUGUCGUCAGGCGUUGAACCACCAAUGAACUACUCAUAUGGACAAGGUGUGCAUGCUCCCGGUGCGCCGGCUGGCUACUCAAAUGCUCCAUAUCGAAUCCAGUCAAGCUACUCAAACGCCCCAUAUCAACAGCAGACAUAUACAAGCUACCCAAAUCCGAGCUAUCCAAACACCGCAGACCGGCAUCAAGUUCGCGCGAGCUACCCAAGCACCGCAGACCAGCAUCAAGUUCACACAAGCACCGCGAACCAACGUCAAGCCUACGGAAGCUACCCAAGCACCCCACUUCCCGGAUAUGGAUCACAGAAUGCAUAUGUCUCCCAAGGGUACCCAAGUCCAUACAGCAGCCCAGAUUACGCGACGAGCCUCUACCAGCAGUCUCCUGAGCCAGCGGGAGGCUACGGGGGAUCCGGCUACGGCAGACCUGCAGCCCAAGUUCAUGCCCAGCCAUUGCCUCAGGCUGUUCAUCAGCAGAUGCCAUAUCGUCAUGAUGGUGGUUCCUCAUACCAACCCUAUGGACAGCAGCCUCUUGAUGCGCCCUACGUGAACACGAGCUCGCAGUACGGUGCUGCAGUUCCUGCUCCCAUGCCGCCUCCUCACGGAGCUCUUCUGCGUCCAGUUCCUGGGCCGCCGCCUUCGGCACCUCCCCCUCCUGCGUACUACAUGAAUGCACAGCCAGGCCGUUGGUAGCGAGUGCUGGAGCUCCGGGUAUCACAGGAUACCAGAGCAGAGUAGAUAAACGUGACCUACAUGCCUGUAAUUUGCUUUCAAGGUUCCCAGGAUGAGGAAACUGUUCCUAGAAUUGUGACAUUAUGUAUAGUUUUGCACGUAUGAGAAGAUGGCCUUUCCUGGAAAGGAUUAUCAGCAUUGUUUUCCUAAUUGAUCGAGAAAAAUGAUCCUCUGAUCAGUUUCAGUUCAA
This is a messenger RNA of Hordeum vulgare subsp. vulgare (domesticated barley), 2340 nucleotides long. RefSeq names its product heterogeneous nuclear ribonucleoprotein U-like protein 1. Lineage: Eukaryota; Viridiplantae; Streptophyta; Magnoliopsida; Poales; Poaceae. The coding region runs from base 18 to 2111 and encodes 697 amino acids. The transcript is spliced from 8 exons. The record is from RefSeq and is a predicted model, not a curated record.